AUGAACUCCCUAGUGAAAAGUGCCAUAUCACACCAUGAGAGGCAUGAGUCUCUACACCGCCUACAACAAGAUCUGGCCACUCUCAGUACCCAUCCGAUGGAUCUGCAAUUGACGAAGCUGCAGGAACGCUCAAAUGCACUCCUGCGGAAGGUAGAGCAGUGGUGCAACAUUCAGUUGCUCUACAUGCCUGCAGUCGGCCGUCUUCGUGCAGUUGAAACUGCAAAUGCACAGUCCGUCCGUGAGGAGAAGGCACAUGAAGUCACACUUUGGCUUCCAUCGAAAGUCAAGGACACUGCUGAGUCAUGCGAGGAGCCGCUUUGCGCUUAUGAGUGGGAGCUAUGGCGUGCACAGGCACAUGAAGCUCUGGAUGACCUUCGCCGACAACUUCGGCUUCACACUCACCUCUACAAAUUCAAGGACGCGCACAUCCGUGGCCAACGGGCUAAUACCAGAGCAUCCACGGUGCUUAACCGAGUGGAGCAGACCAUGAAAACUGCGGUUGCACGGUAUCACAGAGCCUGGUCAGCCAUCAAGACACUAUCCGUGGUCCUGAGCAAGCCAAAUUGGGAAGUAGAGUUGCCGGAGUUACGACUGGCUGAUAUUCGGGGGAUGGCAGAGGGAGAAACGGGGCAAUCCGAAGGCACGUGUACCUUAUCCUGGAUCUGGAAGGCCCGUGGUGUGGCUGGAGUUGGUGAAGACGGCGGAGCUGUCUUAUCUGAAGGAUUGCGCAUCGAGUGGUGCAAGUCUCAGGUGCAAGCUAACCGAUGGACCGAAGAAGUAGAGCUCCUGCAAGAGGAGAUGCGCCGUGUAGCUGACUUUCUUUCCUGGCAUGCAGGGUGGUGGGAGGAGCAAGCGAAUUGGAGGAAUGUCCUAGCCGCACCCGAACAGGAGGGUAUCAAGGGAUACGCGAAACGCCAGGCUGCUCUUCAGAGGGCUAUGUGUGACAGGUUCCAGGAGAUGUGGAGUAUUGUUCCAGCUCUUCUCCAGUCCCCGUCACCUGCUAUGGAAUCCCCCACGUCGUAG
This is a messenger RNA of Suillus plorans, 1023 nucleotides long. RefSeq lists its product as uncharacterized. Lineage: Eukaryota; Fungi; Basidiomycota; Agaricomycetes; Boletales; Suillaceae. The transcript has 2 exons. Bases 1 to 1023 code for a protein of 340 amino acids. The record is from RefSeq and is a predicted model, not a curated record.